Molecule: messenger RNA, 1980 nt
Organism: Peromyscus maniculatus bairdii (prairie deer mouse)
Lineage: Eukaryota; Metazoa; Chordata; Mammalia; Rodentia; Cricetidae
Source: RefSeq, a predicted model, not a curated record
GCAGUUGGAGCGCGAGUCGGUGGAGGGGCGGAGGAGAAGCCGCGGUGCGGGUGCGCUUGCGCGACCAGGGAGCCGGGGCGAGGUGGAGAAGGCGCGCCUCGGAAGAAGCAUGCGCCGGAGUCCAGAUGGGAAGCCUUGCUGGGCCCGGGCUUGGCUCGUUUGUGACCUUGUACCUUGUGCUCUGGCUGGUUUCGGAGUGUGACCCCGGCCUCCGUACUCCAAGAGAACGCAUGUUAGCAAAAAAGAAGAAUAAGAAGGGGAAGACCAUCUCCCUAACAGACUUUCUAGCUGAGGAUGGGGGCACCGGUGGAGGAAGCACCUAUGUCCCCAAACCAGUCAGCUGGGCUGAUGAAACAGCUGCUCGGGAACCCAAUAUCGACCGGAGCCGUCUUCCCAAAUCGCCACCCUACACUGCUUUCCUAGGGAACCUGCCCUAUGAUGUGACAGAGGACUCCAUUAAGGAAUUCUUUAGAGGACUAAAUAUCAGCGCUGUACGCUUACCACGUGAACCCAGCAAUCCAGACAGGUUGAAAGGCUUUGGCUAUGCGGAGUUUGAGGACCUGGAUUCUCUGCUCAACCGGGAUGAUCGUUCUUUUGGUCGAGAUAGAAAUCGGGAUUCUGACAAAACAGACACAGACUGGAGGGCCCGUCCCGCCACCGACAGCUUUGAUGACUACCCGCCUAGAAGAGGUGACGAUAGCUUUGGAGACAAGUAUCGAGAUCGUUACGAUUCAGACCGGUACCGGGACGGGUACCGGGAUGGGUACCGGGACGGCCCACGCCGAGAUAUGGACCGCUAUGGGGGCCGGGAUCGAUAUGAUGACCGAGGCAGCAGAGACUAUGACCGAGGCUAUGACUCCAGGAUAGGCAGUGGCAGGAGAGCAUUUGGUAGUGGGUACCGUAGGGAUGAUGACUACAGAGGAGGUGGGGACCGCUAUGAAGACCGGUAUGACAGAAGGGACGAUCGAUCAUGGAGCUCCAGGGAUGACUACUCUCGGGACGACUAUAGGCGUGAUGACAGAGGUCCCCCUCAAAGACCCAAACUGAACCUAAAGCCUCGGAGUACUCCUAAGGAAGAUGAUUCCUCUGCUAGCACCUCCCAGUCCAGUCGAGCGGCUUCCAUCUUUGGAGGGGCGAAACCUGUGGACACGGCUGCCAGAGAGCGGGAAGUUGAGGAACGGCUACAGAAGGAGCAGGAGAAGUUGCAGCGGCAGCUGGAUGAGCCGAAACUAGACCGCCGGCCACGGGAGAGACACCCAAGUUGGCGAAGUGAAGAAACUCAGGAAAGAGAACGGUCGAGGACAGGAAGUGAGUCAUCACAGACUGGAGCCUCAGCCGCAUCUGGCAGAAAUACACGCAGGAGAGAGAGUGAGAAGUCUCUAGAAAAUGAAACCCUCAAUAAAGAAGAAGACUGUCACUCUCCAACCUCCAAACCUCCUAAACCUGAUCAGCCUGUGAAGGUAAUGCCAGCCCCUCCACCAAAGGAGAAUGCGUGGGUGAAGCGGAGCUCUAACCCUCCUGCUCGAUCUCAGAGCUCAGACACAGAGCAGCAGUCCCCUACAAGUGGAGGGAAGGUGGCCCCCACUCAGCCCUCUGAGGACGGACCAUCAAGGAAAGAUGAAAAUAAAGUAGAUGGGAUGAGUGUCCCAAAAGGCCAAACUGGGACCUCCAGUCGUGGUCCUGGAGAAGGAGGGAGCAGAGACCCCUGGAAGGAGUUGGACAGGAAAGAUGGCAAAAAAGAUCAAGACUCGAGAUCUGCACCUGAGCCAAAGAAAUCCGAGGAGAAUCCAGCCUCUAAGUUCAGUUCUGCAAGCAAGUAUGCUGCUCUCUCCGUGGAUGGUGAAGAUGAGAAUGAGGGAGACGACCACACUGAGUAGACCUCCACGUGCUGUGCUUUCUUCUAGUCUCCACCCCGGAACAUUCAAGAGCAAAUCAAACCUCUAUCCAGACAAGAAAAAAUAAAACUCACCAUCUCCUGAA